AUGUGGAAAUUAGUACAAUCGGGACUCUCUGUUGUUGCCGGCACUGCCGAGCCAGAAUAUGGAGCAGAGGCGAUCCAUCCAGUUGGAUUUAAUUUAGAGGAGGGAGACCCAAAAUACAGUGAUUUGACGAUUGAGGACAUGAAGUAUGUCUCUCCUAACCACACCAACGUUGAGACGCAAACGUUCUAUUUUGAGGACGACUCUUAUGCUGGUUUUGCGCAGGUGAUUCAUUCCAAUGUCAUUGGGUUACAUACAACUGCCCAAUUCACAUUCAAGCUUUUCCCCAAGGCGAAUCCCAAAGAUUUUGUUUGGACGUCCACAAAGCUAGAGAACUUUUCCAUUGAGGACGGCACCGACUUCAAGGCCGACGGGUUGACGAUUGUGUUGAAUAAGGACACGGCCGAUGAAUACCAGCUUGACUCCAGUGUCAAUAAGUUGACCGAGGUGCAUCUCACCAUGAAGCGUAUUGGACAGGGCAUCAAGUUCGGUAAGGAUGGCCAAACCCUGUAUGGUACAGACAUUGAUAAUCCUUGGGGGAAUAUGAGACAUGUCUUUUGGCCUAGAUGCCACGUGAAUGGUGAAAUCAUUUUGCGGGAGCUCAAGCCGGGACAAGAUGUUGACUAUUUAGAACCGUCGGAAUUGGAAUAUCUCGAUAAGGAGAAAAUCGAAAUUAAAGAUGGUUUGACUAUGUACGUUAUGGCAUUACAAGGUAUGAAGCCUCAUCAUGCAGCUGCAACUUGGGAUUUCUUGAACUACCAAUCCAAGGAUUAUUCUGUUGUAAUCAUGGAAUUCACAACUCCGCCUUCGUACAAUACAACCAAGGUCUCUGUUUGCAUGACUGUUGAUAAGGAUGGUAAGGUCAUUCUUGCUACUAUGAACAACAAAACUGAGCAUUUGGACUGUGAGAAGGACGAGACUUCUGGUUGGGAGGUUCCAAAGAGAAUCCAAUACACAAUGACCGAUGAUGAUGCUGAAGAGGAAGAGAGAGUCCAAGUUCAAGUCAGGGGUGAUUUGAAAUGCCUAUGUGAGAGAGUCGAUGUUAUGGCGGAGAUUCCUCAGUUUGUCAAGAACAUCGUCAGUGGAGUUGCAGGCACUAAGCCAUAUAUUUUCCAAUUCAGUAAUGAGAUGGAGCUGACCAUCAAAAGAGGCGACAAAGUUGAAGUUGAUGAAAAGGGAUAUGCAUACAGUGAGACGACUUUUAUCACUGCCAUUUAA
Molecule: messenger RNA, 1215 nt
Organism: Pichia kudriavzevii
Lineage: Eukaryota; Fungi; Ascomycota; Pichiomycetes; Pichiales; Pichiaceae
Exons: 1
Coding region: 1-1215 (404 amino acids)
Biological process (GO): response to oxidative stress
Cellular component (GO): cytoplasm
Source: RefSeq, a predicted model, not a curated record